Pseudozyma hubeiensis SY62 is the source of this 1443-nucleotide messenger RNA. RefSeq lists its product as hypothetical. Bases 1 to 1443 code for a protein of 480 amino acids. The transcript has a single exon. The record is from RefSeq and is a predicted model, not a curated record. NCBI's taxonomy places the organism in Eukaryota, Fungi, Basidiomycota, Ustilaginomycetes, Ustilaginales, Ustilaginaceae.
AUGCGCAAGCUGGCUCGCGAUGAUCGCAAAAAACAGAAAAAGCACCACCAACAUGCGCAAGUUAAGCACAAGCAGAGCGAUGGCAAGCAGCGUGGCUCGGAUGGAUCGGGAGCAGUUCCCAAAGUGCAGACGACGAACUCACCGGUGCAAGCCGAUAGUGGCGGUCCGAGUCCAGCCGUAUUACAUCAAGACGCACCUAAGCUACCUACGGAUUCCAUCAGCGCGCAGAAAGCGCUCAUCCCUUCAUCCAACCAGUCAUCAACUCCACGGACUCAUUCUUCUCAAGAUGAUGGCCACAGGCCAACCGCCAGCAUCAUAGCAGGAGCCGUGGCCGCAGGACUUGUGCUUCUGCUGGGCGUACUUGGCGUCUUACUCUGCAAACGUAGAAGUCGUAACAGAGCAGUCGUUACAGCAAAAGAAGCUCGACGCAUCGAAAUCGUAUAUCCCAGUAGGGACAAGUUGACAGAGAGUCCGGCGGAUUCGAAGUUUCCGACCUUGACGAAUUCAUUGUCGUCUCGACAACAGCCUUCCCGCUACACGAUACCAGAGUGUCUGGAAAAAGCAUCUCGGAAGCAGCAUGACAGUGUGGCACUCCCAGAUGAUGACUCUGCAAGCCGUGCUCAGCACGCCAACGACGUUGAACUAUCGACCCUCAGUGCAGAUCAACCUGCCACAGUAACCGCAUCUUCAGAGACGGGUGACCGCGGAGCCGCCUGUCCCUCACCACAUUCAAAUCGAGGAUCGAGCUCUCAAGAUGGCGAAACGACGCUCGAAGGAGGCGAGCUACACAUUGACCGUUGUUUGAGCUAUUACAUGAAGCGUCGAACCACCGCCUCCGUCCCACAUGAGGCUUUGCCAGACUUGCGGUCUCCAAUACCACAACAACAGAACUUUGUCGUGACUACCACUCCCGCCCAGACUCCCGAACGAGCCGUCAAUUUCCCCAAGACCGUCAAUCUGCUCGAGAGAAUACGACGGUCACAGAUCAGGCUCAACGAGGAAGCUCUGUCGAAAGCCAAGAACGAAGGCUUUCGUUUCUCUAAGAUGUCGCCACAGGAAGAUUCUGCCGAGAAGACCCUCGGUACAUCUCCGGCUAUCAGCGAACCACACAGCGCAUUCGAAUACGCCGAGUAUUACGACAGCUGUCUACCUUCCGGCCACCUUUCGGUCUUUCCACAAGGGCUUUCAGCGGACGAUCCUGCAAUUCAAUGGCAAGAUCAUUCUCCCAGUCGAUCGUCUGCACUAUCACCACGUCGCUCCACCACCGUAAGUAUGCGUCAACGCAGUGCCACUUUCAGUCAAGCAUCACAGGUGGCGUGGCCGUCUAGUCCACACGUGGAUAUCGGCUCAAAAGAAGUUUCGCGUCAUCGAUCAAAGCGACGUCUUGAUGCUCGUACUUCGCAUAGAGAGUCGGCACAGGUAGACGAAAUUAUCCGCUUCUAG